AUGUCUUCGAAGAGUGAAUUAAAAAAAUUAUCGGAAGAAAGUCUGACGAGACAGCCAGAAGAAGUAUUUGAUGUUAUAUGUAAACUAGGAGAAGGGUCCUAUGGAUCAGUUUACAAAGCAUUGCAUAAAGAAAGUGGACAAGUACUUGCUAUUAAACAAGUACCAGUGGAUACUGACCUACAGGAGAUUAUUAAGGAAAUUUCCAUCAUGCAACAAUGCGACUCUCCAUAUGUUGUUAAAUAUUAUGGAAGUUACUUUAAGAAUACAGAUUUAUGGAUUGUGAUGGAGUACUGUGGAGCUGGUUCUGUUAGUGAUAUCAUGAGGUUAAGAAAGAAGACUCUCCAAGAGGAUGAAAUCGCGACAAUCCUGAGUGAUACUCUAAAAGGAUUGGAAUACCUUCACUUGAGAAGAAAAAUUCAUAGAGACAUUAAGGCUGGGAAUAUUCUUCUUAAUAAUGAAGGCCAUGCAAAGUUGGCUGAUUUCGGUGUGGCGGGUCAAUUAACGGAUACCAUGGCUAAACGUAAUACAGUCAUCGGUACACCAUUCUGGAUGGCACCAGAAGUAAUACAAGAGAUCGGUUAUGAUUGUGUAGCUGAUAUAUGGUCUCUGGGAAUAACGGCCUUAGAAAUGGCCGAGGGCAAGCCGCCGUACGGCGACAUACACCCGAUGAGAGCAAUAUUUAUGAUUCCGACUAAACCACCACCUAGUUUUAGAGAACCUGAUCAGUGGAGUCCAGAAUUCAUCGAUUUUGUCAGUGGGUGCCUUGUAAAAAAUCCUGAAGAAAGAGCUACUGCAACUGAGCUUUUACAGCACGAAUUCAUAGGCAAUGCCAAACAGCCAAGUAUCUUGAGUCAAAUGAUAGCCGAGGCUCAUGAAAUACGAGAAAAGCAGAAUGCGCAUAGAGCUCACAUUAUAAACAAUGUGGCGAUUAAAAGUCAAAACCAGGCAGAGGAUUCGGAUGAGGACGAUUGUAGUGGAACUAUGAAACCAUUACCGGAAGAUAGCAGGACUUUAGUACCGAGUCAUGAUCUUCCAGACACGGGUACUUUAGUUUCGGCGAUGUUGGACUUGGGUACAAUGGUUAUUAAUAGUGAUACCGAUACCGAAGCUACUAUGAAGAGACAUAAUACUGGUUCUGUAGAAUCCAGCAAAAAAUAUCGACCAUUAUUCUUAGAUCACUUUGAUAAGAAAGAAGCACCUGAAAUCGGAAAGGGUAAUGGACAAAUGUUGGGAGCACACAAUAUGGAAAAUGCGAACCAAUUGGAGCAACAAAGUCCAAUCGAAUCUCAUAGGUUUCAGAGUCAUUUGCAACUACAGCUGCAGAAUCAGAUCUCUCAUCCCGUACCAGAACAGCCAUAUAACAAUAUAUCAAAGUUUCAAAAUGUUUUCACAGAACGUGAUUUCGACUUUAGAAGCCGUAUCCUGCAGUUGAAGUUCCUCUCCUACGAGGAACUACAGCAACGAAUGGCUAAUCUGGAUGCGGAAAUGGAGCGGGAGAUUGAUGAGCUGAGAAAAAGAUAUCAGACGAAAAGACAGCCUAUUCUGGAUGCCAUUGACACUAAGCGGAAACGUCAACAGAACUUCUAACAGUCCUCCUUUACGCGAAUAAGUGAUGACGAAUAGAUAAAGGGUGUACAGUUGUGUAUAAAUGAAUAGAUUUUAUUCGCGUCAUCCCUGGCUUCAUCAAAGAGAAGAACAUUGUUUCCACACCGUGAAUAUUUUACCUCAUAAAUGGAUAAACGUGUAGCGAUUGUGGUUUCCUGUUUACUCGCAAAUCACAAUGUUGCUUUUCUUUAUGAAUUCUGGGAUAUUAGAGUAAUAGCUAAUAGCCUCACGUCAUCAAUGUAAAUUUUAUGUGAUUUAGGUGAAGAAACAAUCACAAUACUUAAUUUUUGUAUUAUGUUUACCUAUAUUUACUGAUAAAUAUAUCCUAUUCUUGUAAGGAUAUUCUGAGAGACUCCUCUAGGGUCAUUAGAAAAUAAAAAGAAAUGCAAUAGGAAUGCAGAGACAAAUGCAUCAUAAUUACAGUUUUUAUCGAGAAAGAAAUUUUAUAUUUACUUGAAAAGAAAUCGGUAUUUCGUAUCGUGCUACGCUAGUCAUUUAUAAUGCCAUUUUAUCCAGAAUAUAAAAAAUCAUUAAUUCAUGUAAAAUGCACUUAAACGGCUAAGCAGUUUCUUGAGUGUGAAUGCUCUAUUUAAUCAUGACAGUUUGAAAUAAGCGAACAAGGCUGUAAGAUUUAAUUAAUUUACUUUUUAUUCUACUGCCAUAGAUAGACUCUCUACUCUCAUUCGUUUACUAAUACUAAUCACUAACUUUAGUUUAUAUCAAUUUACUAAAUGAUUAUAUUUACUUUUCAAAUUGCAAAUAUGUCCAACACCAAUAUGAUCGCAAUUCUAAAGUAAUGAAUAGUGUUCUUCAGUAUGCAGCAUCAUGACGAAAAAAUGAUGCCGCAUUCUAUAAGAUAUUUCAUAAACGAACUUACUAGUAUUAGAGUCUUCCGCGCGCCGUAUAUUAGAAAGUAUUCUCCAGUAUGCUCUAAUUUACUUUGUCAUGAUAUGAAAAUUGUUGAAACUGAAAUUUAUCAGAUUUCACUAACG
Mycetomoellerius zeteki is the source of this 2597-nucleotide messenger RNA. RefSeq names its product serine/threonine-protein kinase hippo (gene hpo). The transcript is spliced from 10 exons. Gene Ontology annotation, molecular function: protein serine/threonine kinase activity; ATP binding. Gene Ontology annotation, biological process: protein phosphorylation; protein tetramerization; signal transduction. Bases 1 to 1587 code for a protein of 528 amino acids. Lineage: Eukaryota; Metazoa; Arthropoda; Insecta; Hymenoptera; Formicidae. The record is from RefSeq and is a predicted model, not a curated record. Gene Ontology annotation, cellular component: cytoplasm.